This is a messenger RNA of Oryzias latipes (Japanese medaka), 528 nucleotides long. RefSeq names its product histone H2A-like. Gene Ontology annotation, molecular function: protein heterodimerization activity; DNA binding; structural constituent of chromatin. NCBI's taxonomy places the organism in Eukaryota, Metazoa, Chordata, Actinopteri, Beloniformes, Adrianichthyidae. Gene Ontology annotation, cellular component: nucleosome. The record is from RefSeq and is a predicted model, not a curated record.
UCAGAGUUAGAAAAGAAUACUACAACAUGUCUGGUCGCGGCAAAACCGGCGGAAAAGCCCGUGCUAAGGCAAAGACUCGCUCCUCCCGCGCUGGGCUACAGUUCCCCGUGGGUCGUGUCCACAGACUGCUGCGCAAAGGUAACUACGCAGAGCGCGUGGGAGCCGGAGCUCCCGUGUACCUGGCCGCCGUGCUGGAGUAUCUGACUGCUGAGAUCCUGGAGCUGGCUGGAAACGCCGCCCGCGACAACAAGAAGACCAGGAUCAUCCCCCGUCACCUGCAGCUGGCUGUCCGCAACGACGAGGAGCUCAACAAGCUGCUGGGGGGAGUCACCAUCGCUCAGGGCGGCGUGCUGCCCAACAUCCAGGCGGUGCUGCUGCCCAAGAAGACCGAGAAGCCCGCUAAGACCAAGUAGAUCCUACCAUCCACCAGCAACACAACGGCUCUUUUAAGAGCCACACACUUCUCUCAUUCAGACCACAAUCCUCUCAGAAACUUAUUGUCUACUGGCUGAAUCGUCAAUAGAUCAA